Molecule: messenger RNA, 799 nt
Organism: Cimex lectularius (bed bug)
Lineage: Eukaryota; Metazoa; Arthropoda; Insecta; Hemiptera; Cimicidae
Product: keratin-associated protein 4-9-like
Exons: 3
Coding region: 152-784 (210 amino acids)
Source: RefSeq, a predicted model, not a curated record
AUGAGUGAUGGUUCCAUGUGAUUUUUAACCAAAAUUUGUUGCAAAAUAAAUGACAAAAGAGAAACAAUUAACACCCAUGUGAUCAGAACAUAUUAAUUAAAAUAUGUGAAGCAAGUUUCUCAAGGGCAAGUAAGAAAAAUUAGUGGUCAUCAUGGCUGGUAGAGGGCUUGCAAAGUAUGUUUGCAAAACAUGGACGUCGUUUCUUAAGCCGAAAUUAGAGAUAACAAAUUUCUCAAGGAAUGUAAGCAUUAAGAACAAAUGCCCCAAUGACACCGUCGAUUGUAUCAAUCCGUGUUUAUCGCAAUGGCAGAAAGUGUGCGACAAGCCAAGAUUGAAAUGUCCACCUUGUCCGAAAAAGCCAUGCCUCCCUCCGAUACACAUGUGCCCAUAUGACGAUCCGUGUUUCCACUGUCCUUAUACCCCACCGCCAUGCCCUAAAACGAAGGAUGCUUGCUGCAAACGGGCCUGCUGCCCUCCUUACAACCCCUACCAGUUCAGGGAUGUCUGUUGCUUGCCGAAACAUCCAAACAGAAUAACCGACGCUAUGUGCCCCGAACACUGUAAAGUGAAGAGAAACGAAUGCUGCCCUUGUCAAGUUUGUACUUGUAAAGAUCUCAAGUGUGAACGUUCGCACAAUUUCACUUGUUGUCCGCCAAAACUACCAGAGAAAAUGCAUUGCUGUACAAACAUGACAGAUAAGAAAAUUUGUCCCAAAGUUGCUGAAUGUGGAGAACCAAAGUGUACUAUCGAAGUGGUAGGAAAAGCUUGUAAACCAACCAAAUAAAUGUUUGACCACUAA